AUGACCUUUGAUUUUUUGGAUUCAGGUGUUGAGACAAUAAACCACUAUGGUGUAAGAAAUGAGAAUUUCAGAAGUUCCGGAAUUUUGAAAUUAGAUUUCUUCGGGAAUAAUAAGGACGAAGAGGAAUUUCUUGAACAAAUUUAUCAAGAAACUUUUAGUUAUGCAAAUGUUGAUAAUCCUUGUAAAUUUGUAACAGAAUACAAUAGUGGAGAAAUACGAAAGAUGAUGAAUAGAGGUACUACGACUUUAGGAUUUAUUUAUCAAGGAGGAGUAAUACUAGCAGUUGAUAGUAGAGCAUCACAAGGAAGUUAUAUUGCUAGCCAGGAGGUCAAGAAAAUCAUUCAGAUAAACGAUUUCUUAUUGGGGACCAUGGCAGGAGGUGCAGCAGACUGUUCAUACUGGGAAAGAGUACUCUCAAAAUUAUGUAGACUUUAUGAGCUAAGAAAUGGUGAAAGAAUCAGUGUAGCGGGAGCUUCAAAAAUGAUCACAAAUAUAUUCUUUCAUUAUAGAGCCUAUGAUCUUUCUGCUGGAAUUAUGAUAGCAGGAUUUGAUAAAGAUGGACCUCAACUUUAUUACGUAGAUGAUAAAGGAUCCAGAGUUAAAGAUUGUAAAUUCUCCGUUGGAUCUGGUUCUCUAUACGCUUAUGGUGUUCUGGAUAGUGGAUAUAGAUUUGAUUUGACUGAUGAGGAAGCUAUUGAUCUUGGAAAGAGAGCUAUUGUUAUUGCAACAAAUAGGGAUGGUGGUUCAGGAGGCCUUGUUAGAGUUUAUCAGGUAAGCAAGGAUGGCAUUAUUAAACAUAUACCUGGAGAAGACGUUUCUGAACUUCAUUAUGAAUAUUCAAAAAAGCAAGGUACUGAUCCAACCAAAAUGUAA
This is a messenger RNA of Cryptosporidium ubiquitum, 873 nucleotides long. RefSeq lists its product as uncharacterized. Gene Ontology annotation, molecular function: threonine-type endopeptidase activity. The transcript has a single exon. NCBI's taxonomy places the organism in Eukaryota, Apicomplexa, Conoidasida, Eucoccidiorida, Cryptosporidiidae. Gene Ontology annotation, cellular component: proteasome core complex. The coding region runs from base 1 to 873 and encodes 290 amino acids. The record is from RefSeq and is a predicted model, not a curated record.